AAUAGUGAAAUAUGUUGAUAAACCAAGUGACCAAUAUUGUAAUUUUCCCGCAAUGUGAAAAAAAGGGUUGCGUUUGGGAAGCUAACGCCGACCUGAUGUCCUGAUCCCAUUGGACCCAUUCCUCCUUCGACCCUUCCCUGUCAACAAACCGCUCCACACUUUCCUCGUCCCUCUACCCAUCUGGCCUCAUCUCUAUCCGCUCGCCGGUGGCUCUUGCCGUCCUCCUCUUCCACGAGCGUAUUCCUCCGCCUGCUGUCCGUCGGAGUCAGUUCCUUCCCAUCGCUGUUCUUCCUAAUCUGCCCCUGCCACUUCCGCCCUAGACCGGAAUCCCUUCCCGUUCUCGCAAACAGAACCACCGCCACCGUUCUCUGCAUAAAGUAGUUCCAAUACAAUGAGGAGUACGUGCUUGCGGUUAGCCUUGCGUGCUCUGACGCGCCAGCACAGAUGCUCUCCAGCCGGAGGGAUCGGCAGUUGCCGCUCUUACACCAGAUUUCCUUCGAUGGCCUCCUCGUUAUUGGGGUUUCCAAGCAAUAAUCGCUGCUCCGUCUUGAGGUCUUCCUUGUUGGCGGACAGAUGGAGUGCUCUUGCAGGGCAGCGAAGGACAAUGUUUAUACAAACUCAGAGCACACCGAAUCCAUCAUCUCUCAUGUUCUAUCCGGGGAAACCAGUGAUGGAAGUUGGAAGUUCGGAUUUUCCGAAUGCCCGUGCAGCCAUGACGUCUCCGCUAGCUAAAUCUCUGUUUGGUGUUGAUGGUAUUGUUCGUGUCUUCUAUGGAUCUGAUUUUGUUACAGUAACAAAAUCAGAUGACAUAUCUUGGGAUCUCUUAAAGCCUGAAGUAUUUGCAGCAAUCAUGGACUUUUACUCUUCUGGACAGCCAUUGUUCUUGGACGCCCAAGCUGCAUCUGCCAAAGACACGGCUAUUCAUGAGGAUGACUCGGAAACCGUUGCAAUGAUAAAAGAGCUGCUGGAGACCCGCAUUCGACCAGCAGUGCAAGAUGACGGUGGAGAUAUAGAAUACUGUGGAUUUGAUCCAGAAACUGGAAUAGUCAAAUUAAGAAUGCAAGGAGCAUGUAGUGGCUGCCCAAGCUCGUCUGUGACGCUGAAAUCCGGUAUCGAAAACAUGCUGAUGCACUAUGUGUCAGAGGUGAAAGGCGUGGAGCAGGAAUUGGAUGGUGAAGAAGAAGAUGCAUCGCUAGCUGGUUAAUCACAUGGUAAUGAGUAUCAUAGCUUCUUACUGAAUGGGAUUAAGAUGCAGGACAAGCUGAAGAUGGAAGUCUAUGAUAUCAUCUUAACCUCUUGUAGAGGAAUAAAGGGUUCCAAACAUGGAUUGCUGGAGCGUGUUAACUAUGAACUGCAUAGCGCAUACAAUAAUAAUAGCACAGGCAUGGAGUUCACGCGACCGACACAAGCUUGGGUUUGGAAUAUUUUUGUUUCAUAAUGUGUUGUUUAGGUAAUUUAGGUUUUAAAUAUAUGAUGAUUAGUAAAGAUGAAUUAUAUAAGCCUAUGUUAACGAUACACCUUGAUCCGUUCGUUGCUUCUUUACCCAAACAUUCUAUCGAGGAUGCAACAGUACUUGUUGUGACUCACCAAUCUCUCCAACAUCUUAUCAAUGAAAGGCAAACGAUUAAUC
Molecule: messenger RNA, 1630 nt
Organism: Linum tenue
Lineage: Eukaryota; Viridiplantae; Streptophyta; Magnoliopsida; Malpighiales; Linaceae
Source: the annotation of a GenBank genome assembly